Ctenocephalides felis (cat flea) is the source of this 1257-nucleotide messenger RNA. Its product is annotated as probable cytochrome P450 6a20. The record is from RefSeq and is a predicted model, not a curated record. The transcript has 2 exons. Gene Ontology annotation, molecular function: monooxygenase activity; iron ion binding; oxidoreductase activity, acting on paired donors, with incorporation or reduction of molecular oxygen. Bases 1 to 1257 code for a protein of 418 amino acids. NCBI's taxonomy places the organism in Eukaryota, Metazoa, Arthropoda, Insecta, Siphonaptera, Pulicidae.
AUGUUCGAUUUGAAUUUUCUACAUUGGUUUCUUGUCGUUUUUUUAUUCGCUUUAGGAACUACAUACCUUUGGAUGCGGAACAAAUUUAAGUAUUGGACCAAAUAUAAUAUAGACAGUUUGACCCCUACAUUUCCCUUUGGAAAUUUUGGGCCAAUGAUGGUCGGAAAAGAGUCUAUAGGUAUGUCUGUACAAAAAACAUACAAUGCUUGUAAAAAUUCCGGCAAGUAUUGUGGAUAUUUUUUAUUUGGAACUCCAGGCUUAGUAGUGACAGAUCCGGAAGCUAUAAAGAUAAUUAUGGUCAAAGAUUUUCAAUUUUUUCAUGAUCGCGGAAUUUUUUACAAUGAGAAGCAUGAUCCAAUAUCAGCGAAUCUUUUCGCCAUAGAAGGUGAUAAGUGGAGAAAGCUACGCGCAAAAUUAUCGCCAACUUUUACGUCAGGAAAACUGAAGACUAUGUUUUAUACGAUGCUGGAGAGUGUCAGUGAACUGCAAAUGUAUAUUCAAUCAGCUAUUCAAAGUCAAUCGGAAUUAGAAAUCAAAGAUAUUUUGGCUCGCUUUACAACGGAUAUUAUUGGUUCGUGCGCACUUGGAAUACAAUGCAAUUCUUUAAAAAAUCCUAAAGCCGAGUUUAGAGAAAUUGGUGAAAAAAUCAUGACUCCCAGUAUUUGGCAGACAAUUAAAGGCGCUUUUGCUAUGACAUUUAGAACUUUUGCAAGGCAUCUUAGAAUUGUAACAAAUGAUUCCGAAGUUAGUCAUUUCUUUUUGCAUACGGUCCAGAACACAAUACGCUACAGGAAAAAUAAUAAUAUAGAGCGAAAAUACUUUAUGCAAUUGCUUUUAAAACUUAAAGAUGAUAACACAAAUGGUGACGAUUCGCAGACAUCUUUGACGAUGGAGGAAAUAGCCGCACAGGCGUUUAUUUUUUUCCUUGGAGGCUUUGAAACAUCUUCAUCGGCGAUGAGCUUCUGUUUGUUCGAAUUGGCAUUGAAUCCAGAAAUACAAACACGCGCUAGGGAUGAAAUUAAUCGAGUAACAAACAAAAACAGCGGAAAAAUUUCUUAUGAGGCUUUAGUUGAAAUGGUAUACUUGGAUAUGGCUAUUAGUGGCGCAAUUACUGACAGCCCACAAUCGUCAGAUGCGUGCGCAGACUGCAUCAACUGUCAGAGACAUGCUGACUCUAUUUUAUUACAUUGUGACAAGUUAAGGGUGAUGAUGGCCCCUUUCUGGGGAUUGCAACGACUGCCAAAUAUUACAUCUUAG